This is a messenger RNA of Ambispora leptoticha, 147 nucleotides long. NCBI's taxonomy places the organism in Eukaryota, Fungi, Glomeromycota, Glomeromycetes, Archaeosporales, Ambisporaceae. The record is from the annotation of a GenBank genome assembly.
CUCUUUUGAGAGUGAAUUUCAAAGCAAUAUAAUUAUUAAUAAUAUAACCAAAAAUGUUGAUAAGCAGAAACGGAAACUCGCACCUGUUCAUGAUUAUCUCAAUGUUCUCGAAGAUGGUACUCGUAUUUGCAAAGCUUGUGAUGGAGA